CACACUGCAUGGAAUUCGAGACCUAUCGGGGCCUAUCGAUAUCCUGAUAUACACGCCAACGACGACCGUGUGUGGAUUCGUGGAGCAAAUCGAAAUUGGCAGGAUUAAAAGCAUUCGCGAACGCAAAGGCAGCGGCUAAAGGGCUGCCCAUGCACCAAAGAAACUAACUAGCUGGCCCAGUGGUUCAUUAAUCUGCAUUUAACAUGCUAAAAUCGGCGUAAUUGGCAAGUUCAAUGCACGACUAAUAUAUUUGGCCACACUUGCCAGUGUGUGUUUGUUUGUAUGCGUGCCUGUUUGUGUGGUGUCGUGUCCGUGUGUGUUUGUGUGUCCGCGACGAGUAUGUGUGCGCACAUAUUCGUAUAUUUGCAAGACUCGCGGAUGAAACAGCGUGAAAAGUGAGCGAAAUAUCGGGGAAAAACGGCACGGCACGGGCACAAAACGGAACGGUACGAGAAAAGGGCAACAGCCAGAGAACUCCUCAGUCCGGACACGGAUAAUGGGGAUAUAGCUGAUACAGCCAAUAGCCCCCCGAGAGCCACAGCACAAUAGUUCGGUUGGGCGACGUCGUCGAGUGUUAAACGUCAAAAAUCAUACCCAGGAACGGACGGAGCUGAGAUGUUGAAGCGGCUCCAACUGAGUGUCAAGUGUUUGGUGUUGUGAAAUUUUCCGUCUCCAUCUCUCCGUUCGGCGUUAAGCCAAUUUGCCAACCCUUUCCCCCCUAAAAAACGUAAUCCCCGAGACCCCUCAAGUUUCGGUCAAAAUUUUCAAUUGAACGCAACUCCGCCAUAAACAAAAAAAAAGAAGUAAAAUUCGGCCACUAGCCAAACAACAAAAAAACAGAGAAAAAAAAUCACGCAGUAACGCAGAAGAAGCAGCAGCAGCAGCCGAAAAAAGACGAAAAGAAAACUUGUUUGAAAAGGCCGAACCGAAAGAAGAAAAAGAGCAGCAGCAUUGCGGCCAAGUUUGGAAGAAUUUAAGAAUUUCAGCGUUCAGCGUGCUAGGAACGGAGCACCGGACCGGCGACGUCACCAAAUAAACACCCAUCACCAUGGACGAGGAUGACAACCUGUCCAAUGCCGACAUCAGCAUCGAUGACGAGGAGGUGGUGCUGGAGCGGACCCACAAUGCGCCCAUGCAGGAGGAUCUAGAGCAGGAGGACGAAGACGGGUCAUCCGAUGUGGAUCUCUCCUCGGUGUACGUCCUGCCACCCAUAGUCUCGGCACCAUCGCCCGCAUCAGUGCGCAUUGCUGCUGGAUCCUCAGGUGGUGGCGUCGGAGCCGCAGCGGGAGCAGUAGCCACAACCACCGAUAACUCGCAUUCCCCCUUCCACGACUGGGAUUCCAGUGUGGCGGCUGCUGCUGCUCCACCGCCGCCACCGCCCAGGGCAGGAGCGAGUACAGCGAGCUCCGGCACAUCAGCGGGAUCGGCGGGAGCAGCGGCCGCCUCAUCCGGCGAUGCCGGCGCCAAGCCUAGCUUCUUCUUUGGCGCCUCCUCGUUCAGUUUGCGCAGCCGCAAGGAGGUGGCCGCCCUGAUCAACACGGAAUGCUGCCGUGGCAGCCCUACACCCGAUCUCGACUCCAUCAUGGACACCCUGUUCAAUCCGGGCACGCCCAUCGACAAUCUGGACAACAUCGAGUGGAUACGAUGGCUCAUUGCCGGCGGACGGACGCCGCAGGAGUUUGUUAAAAUUGUGCGCAGCUAUGACAACCACGCCAAAUGCGGUCUGGUAUGGGUGCCCCAUGUGGUGGCCUACAGGUGCCGCACCUGCGGCAUAUCACCCUGCAUGUCCAUAUGCCGGGACUGCUUCAAGAAGGGCAACCACACGAACCACGACUUCAAUAUGUUCCUCUCACAGGCGGGCGGUGCCUGCGAUUGUGGUGACACCUCGGUUAUGAAGGCGGAGGGUUUUUGCAGCGAUCAUGGCAUCAAUAACCGGGUUAAUCGUGAUCCGGUGCCCAACAAUCUGUUGGCGGUAGCCGAGGCCAUAAUGCCCAAGCUGCUGUUCCGCCUGUUGCAGCACUUCCGCGAGCACAGCGACACACCUCUGGAGGUACAAGCGAUAACGUCGUACUCUUGCGAGGAGUUCGCCAACAUGCUGAUCGAUCUGAACAACAUGGGCGAGAUAAUGCGCAAAGUGAUGACGCGCACGCUGAUUAAUCCCGAGGUAUAUUCCUACUUCAUGGAAGCACCGUGCCAGGACACGAGGAAUGGGCGUUUUUUGAAGGCGAACCGUGAGAAAUACGAGGAUGCGGUUAACAGAUUCCCAAAUCCAGAGCCACCCGAUGAGUACAGGGAUCUGCCCGCGCUGGGCGACAAGCUGGUCCACACCACGCUACUCGAAGAGUUCAUCUUCUGGACAUUUAAGUUCGAGUUUCCACAGACUCUGGUCUGCUUCCUGCUGAACAUGCUGCCUGAUCAGGAUUACAAGGAACACCUCACCCGCACAUUUGUGAUGCACUACAGCCGCAUACCGUCCGUGUUGGAAAUGUCUCGUGAUCCGGAUACGCUGAGCAACCGGGUGGUCCACAUGAGCGUCCAACUCUUCUCCAACGAAAGUCUGGCCCUCAAGAUGGUCAAUGAGCUGUCGCUGCUGCACGUAAUGAUUAUCAGCCUAAAGCUAAUGAUGUCCAAGAUACUCAUACAGAAUACAUUGCAUGAUCCCAACAAGAAUUUCCAUUUCGUCAUCGACUGUACCCGCCAGGUGAUGAAGGACCACUGCUACUGGCCACUAGUCUCGGACUUUAACAACGUCCUUUCACACGAAUCGGUGGCCCUGGUCUUUCUGCGGGACGACAAUCUCAUCGACAUGUGGUUCCAGUUUCUCCAGAUGCUUCAGGGCAUGAAUGUCAAUGUGCGGGAGACGGCUUCUCAUGUGGAAUUCGAGCCAAACAGCUACUAUGCGGCGUUCUCCUGCGAGCUUGAGGCCAGUGCCUAUCCCAUGUGGUCAAUUAUCUCCCAUCUGCAGGAUGGCACACAUGCCCACCUGGCAAAGAAGAUCAUCAACUACUGUGUGACGACGCUGCACGAGUGGUUAGACUCUAUUUACUUUAUGGAGGCGCGUCUAUCGAUGGAGGAGAUGAUGCAGGCCUCGUUCCACUUUCCCCUGCAUCGCUAUCUGGCUGCCUUUGUUUGCCAGGCGGUAACUAAAAUGGGAAUCAGUCUGAACGAUGUCCUACCGUCACGACCCUAUCUGCUGCCCCUGCUGAUGAUCCAUCCACUUCGUGUCCAGAGUUUCUUCUACGAGAUCCUGGCCGGAAAAUGGGUGCGCAAUGGUCUUCAAAUCAAGGGCCAGGCAAUGACCUACAUACAGGCGAACUUCUGCAACUCGAUGGCCGACAUGGACCUGUUCUUCCUGCAGAUCUGUGCCACCAACCUGCCGCAGUACUUCUUCCUGCAGAACACCAUCGAGUUGUUCGACGUGGGUCAGUGGCUGGAGACGGCUCCCUUGAAGCAGCCCCAAAAGGCGGAGCAAUCCUCGAUGCUGGAGGGAUUCCUAACCUUCCUGGCCACCCUGGUGACGAGUCGCACUAAUCUGGGAAACGAUGAGGCCACCCAGUGCAUCAUCGAGAUCAGUGCCUUGUUGGCCACCGAGAACAAGACGCACUCGCAGCUCCUUGAACUAAUGCCGGAGCGGUCGGGCAAUGUGCAUACCAAAAACUUUGAGACCUUCCUAAAGAAGCUCUCGGUUUACAAGGCUCCGUCGAGUGGGAGCGAGAACCUGGAGCAGGGUCUCUUCACGCCAAUCGACGAAGUGUGGGAGAAGCACUACGAUCCGCUGCACGUCCUUUUGCGAGCAGUGCACCGUCGGGACUUUCAAUCAUCGCUGGAUCGCUUUACAAACUAUGUAAAGAGCAAGGAUAAGAUGCCGGCGAGUGGUAACCUGUGGCCGCCAUUCCGAUUGCCGCAGGCUCUGCCCGCAACGAGCUCCUUCAGUGAUCCCUGCAAGAUUCUUAACUCGCGCGUCUUUCACUCCACCAUCCUGUCGAUAUUUUUCCGUGCAGUGCACACACGUGAUGUUUCCGAGCAUCUGCUGGCCCUGGCUGUGUUCCUUUUGGAGAUUGCUGUGGAAACAAGUGAUGAUGUUGGCAGUGGUACCGGAGAUCGGGCCCCUCCUGCGCUGGCUGCUGUGGUGGAGUCUUCUGGCGGGCCGGGCUAUCACGGCUACGGCUCGGGCCGGCAGGAACCGCCUAAGCUGUUCCAGUGCUAUCCCACGGACAAUCUUAGCUGUAAUCUGCGCCACGUGGUCAAGAAGGUGUCGCUGAAGUCACGUGAUCCGCAAGUGAUCACCUCCAGCUAUCGGUCGAACCCGUUUUACUCAGAUCUGGACUUUGAUGUUGACGCGGAUCCAGAGCAAUCGAUGCGCAUGAUUGGACAUGGGGACUCCGAAGCAGAUGAGGCAACGGGUGGAGCUGGCUUGGGAUCAGUUGGACUGGGAAUGGGAGCUCUUAGCAGAAGGAAUGUCUCUCAGGCGCUGGUGCCGAUGAGAGUGCCUGGCAUGGAGGUCGCCCUACCACCGGAUCUUUCAGUAGUCGCCGAAACCGGUGUGGUUAUCCGCCAGGAUAGCAACGAAGAUGAUCUACUCAGAGAAGGCGAUCAUGCCAUGGAUAUGAGCCCAGCGGCUGCACUCGAUUUCCAUUUUCCGCUGCAGCAGAUCACGUUGCCGGAAAGUGGCAUGGAAGUGGCCAUUCGGCGAGAUCUUCUGCUGGCCGAAACGAACAAUAUGGGCGCAAUUGCAGGAGGAGCUGGAGGUGGCGCCAAUGCCUCGGCCACACCACCAGCAGUGGCUUCCAAUGAGAUGUUCUCGCCUACCACACCCACGGGCAGCGGUAUGCUCCUGCCUUUCCAGCGGGUUCAGCCUGUAGCCGUGCCCAGCAGCGUUAAUAUGGAUAUUGUCCCAUCAAAUGCCCUGGGCGCCGGCGGAAGUUUCACAUCCGGCGUAAGUGGUGGCAGCACUGGACGUAGAAUGAACUACGAAACGGGUGGAGCACGUAAACGAUCCGUCGACAUUGCCAUCGGUGGCAGCAAUAAGGAUGAGCUGCAUUUGGACGAGAGCAUCUUGUCGCUGCUGCUGAAGCUCCAUUCUCAGCUCUCAGGCACACUAGAUAGCUUCUCGUUGAGCGACGGCGAAGAUCAAUCAUCUGGCGACGAUUCGUCCAUGGAUGUGGACUGCAACGAAGCCAGCACCUCCAUGGCAGCAGCGGAGAGCACUGCAUUGGCUGAGAGGGGACGCAGUGGGCGCAACUACAAGAACAUUCAUGUAUCCUCCUCCCGCAUCGGCGACGGACCAUUCUUUAUUGGUAAUCUGCUGCGCAAGAUCGCCAAACAGGAUGAGCAGUGCGCCCUGAGCAUCGACGACAUCCGUGCCAGACUCUGGCCGAAUCAGCGUGAAAAACAAGCGGAGGCGAAGGCACGCGAGACCAAGGAGAAGGAGGAGCGCCGCAAGAAAGCACGUGAGCGCCAGCAGAAGAUGAUGCAAGACUUUGCCAACAAGCAGAAGCAGUUCAUGCAGUCAGCUGCGGCGGCAGCCAGCAGUAUGGACUACGGACCGGAGGACGAGGACGAUGAAGAGUUGUACGAGGAGCAGCCGCGCGAAAAGGAGUACGACUGCAUAAUCUGCAAUUGCACUACGCCCAGUACUGAAUCGAAUCCUAUUGGCUUGGUCGUUCUGGUCGAGUCCAGUGGCAUUGUUGGACAUCGGCGGCGCAUCGCCGAGCGACUGCCGCUGCCGCUAAACGCGGAGGAUGAGUCCCGACUGGCACAUACCACCCGACUGGCGGCGGAAUUCAGCAGGCGCACGGAACUGCUUAGUCUCAAGUUUGGCGAUGAGUCCUGGUAUCUGUCCAAUAAUAUGGCGUACGACAACGGUGUACAUGUGCAGUCGUGUGGCCACCACGUUCAUCUCAGUUGCCUAGAGGCAUACCUUAAGACGCUGUACACCACACAACGUCAGCCAGUCCAGGAUCGUGGCGAGUUCUACUGUCCCGUGUGCCGACAGCUCUCCAACUCGGUGCUGCCGCUGAGUCCGCAGCUGGACAGACCCACACACCUUGUCCGCUCUGGUAAUCAGCCGUUCGAACGUCUUGUCGCCGACCUCACCGAUUUAAUUAAAGAGAACGAAACGAUACCGCAGCCCACAAAACUGACAGAGGCCAUGGGUCAUGCCAUGGAGGUGAUGACAAAUAUUGCCCAGCGCAAGGUUAAAUGCGCCUCGAUCACGUUCCGCAAGCUGUUCAUCUUCGUUACCUCGAUUGCGCGUACAAACCUGGAGGCGGAGAUCAUCCAGCGGGGCGGAUCACUAUGCUCAGCGAAUGCCACGCGGUACAAGCCAAAGCGGGACUGCAUCGUACCGCUGCUGCACGUGCUAUCGGUACAUGUGCGUGUCUUGGUCGAAUGGCCGCUGUGGAGCAGCUGGGCCUCGUUGGCUGGCCUGCCCGUUAGCGAUACGGAACCUUUGCCGGCGCACUGCCUCGAGUUAAUUCCCAGCCUGUUAGCGGAUCCCAUUGCGCUGCUGCUCAAGUUUAUCCUGCUGGCGCCACUGCACCUGGACCAGGAUUACUUCACUUGCAUGGUGAAAGUCAUGUACAACCUGCUGUACUACCAGAUUGUGGUUCAGCUAUGCGUUACCCUCACGGAUUUUGAGUGCGAUCACAUUCUCAAAGUUUACGGCAGCAGUGCCGCUGGCAGUGGCAACUCUGCUGCGGAAUCGCAACAGGAAUCUGCCGCCGGGACCACGAACAGUCGUCGCCGUGCUGGUCAGCAGCAGCAGAGCGCCUCGCAGCUGGGAAAGGCCAUGGCCCUGGUGCUAAGCCAGACAAAUGAGCUGGCGCACUUGCGACGCGAUUGCAUACCCAGUACCAGCAGCUCGGCGGCAGCGGCGGCGGCUGGUUCCUCCUCCACGACCGCCCCUGGCUCCAGUACAGUCACAGCCUCCUCCUCAUCCUCGGCCACGACGCACGAGGUUAACCUUAAGUCCAUGGAACUACAGCUGCAGUCGCUAUGUUUGCCGUUCUUGCGAGUAGCUGCCCUGCUGCGCCAGCAUCUCUAUCGCCACGAGAUGCCAGAGAUCUCGGCACCGGGACUGGAGUUUGUGCGUCUUGUUUACUAUUUGGAACUCGUCACAGAUUCUAUGGACUGGGAUUGCUUUAAUGCCAGCAAGGGGCUAUGCUUUAUUCCCGGCACUGAGCAAACGCUGCCGCAGUUCUGGUGCCAGCAGUUGAUGGAGGUGCGUCCGCCGGCGGAUACGGUCAGAGAAUUGGUGCUCAUCAAUCAGCAUUCGUUGUGGCAGCAGCCGCGACUUCUCGAAUUGCCGCGCGAGUACGAACGCUUGUUCACGUACUACCAUGAGCGGCCGUGCCUCAACUGCUAUAAAGUGCCCAAGGAGAGCUCCAUCUGCCUGCUGUGCGGGACGAUCGUAUGCCUCAAGCAGAACUGCUGCGCGGAGAAUGACUGCUGCGAGGCUGUUCGGCAUACGCUAUCCUGUGGAGGGGGCAUAGGUAUCUUUUUGGUGGUCACCUCCACGUACAUCAUAGUUAUCCGUGGACGACGCGCCUGCCUCUGGGGCUCACUCUAUCUCGACGACUUUGACGAGGAGGAUCGCGAUCUCAAGCGCGGCAAACCUUUGUAUUUGAGCCAGGACCGCUUCAAUCUCCUGGAGUCGCAGUGGCUGUCCCAUAAGUUUGCUCAUACAAAACACACCUGGGUUUUUCAUCGGGAUCUAUUGUGAAAUAUGGAAGACCUACUGCGCAGCAUCCAGGAGUUGGUUGGCCAGAUCUGAGAUGGCCGCUCUUAGCCUAGUCGAACCAGUCAACCACCCGCCCCCGAUAUCCCCUCCAAGCACCAGCCGAAUCACUAACCCAACCACCCCACUUAUCCUCUAGUUUAAGCUAGUUUCGUUGUUUGUUGUGGAGCCUCAAAUGCGGAGUUGGACAACCGGCCACGUUCUGUCCGCCAUCCGUAUACGCAUCUGCAUCCGUAUUUGUUUACGGUUAUCGACCCCCAUCCUCCGCCACAUGCCCCAACGCGCCUAGAAGCAACCGUCGGCAAAUUUGCAAUUAAUUGAUAUUACACAUUUUUAUAUAUAACAAUACUUAUAAAUAUGGAUGCGAACAAUACGAAAUACCUACAGCUAUAUUAUUGUUUGUUGUCAACUGUUCAACUGAGAAACGCAUAAUACACCUUAUAUAGAAGAUGAUUGCAUAAUCUCGCGAUCAACAAAAAUAUUAAACAA
Molecule: messenger RNA, 8227 nt
Organism: Drosophila teissieri
Lineage: Eukaryota; Metazoa; Arthropoda; Insecta; Diptera; Drosophilidae
Gene: Ubr3
Product: E3 ubiquitin-protein ligase Ubr3
Exons: 11
Coding region: 1049-7723 (2224 amino acids)
Biological process (GO): ubiquitin-dependent protein catabolic process via the N-end rule pathway; protein ubiquitination
Cellular component (GO): ubiquitin ligase complex; cytoplasm
Molecular function (GO): ubiquitin protein ligase activity; zinc ion binding
Source: RefSeq, a predicted model, not a curated record